This is a messenger RNA of Nothoprocta perdicaria, 2074 nucleotides long. It is a transcript of the gene FN3K, whose product is annotated as fructosamine 3 kinase. The transcript is spliced from 9 exons. The record is from RefSeq and is a predicted model, not a curated record. NCBI's taxonomy places the organism in Eukaryota, Metazoa, Chordata, Aves, Tinamiformes, Tinamidae. Gene Ontology annotation, biological process: fructosamine metabolic process. The coding region runs from base 163 to 1176 and encodes 337 amino acids.
CGGACGGUGAGAUGAGGGUGAAAUCGUCUCUUCUCCGGGCAGGCGCCUGUGGACUCCACUCCUGCGAGGAAAGCGCCGCAGUUCUGCAAGGACAGAUCUGGUGCAUUUAACUGCUGUUCGCCUGCUACAGAAAGAAAAAUUCUGGCUGCUUCCUGCGCAUGGAUGCUCUGCUCCGAGGCCUGGACUAGCUGCUGCGGCUCCUGUCUGGAUUUAGCAGGGAGCAGCAGCACCAGCCAGCAAAUCACCAUGGAAAAGAUACUGAAAACAGAACUAAAAACCUCUGUUCUGAAGGCGUUUGGAAGCUCGGGGGGAGGAUGCAUCAGCCAAGGACAGGGCUAUGAAACGGACAACGGACGAGUAUUUGUUAAGAUCAACCAGAAGUCUCAGGCUAGAAAGAUGUUUGAAGGGGAAAUGGCAAGUUUGGAAGCUAUUCAGAAAACCGGCACGGUGAGGGUGCCCCAGCCGAUUAAGGUGAUCGACCUUCCCGGCGGAGGAGCGAUGUUUGUCAUGGAGUACCUGAAGAUGAAGCAUCUCAGCAGAUAUUCUUCAAAGCUUGGAGAGCAGAUAGCAGAUCUUCAUCUGUAYAACCAGAAGCUUAGAGACAAACUGAGAAAGGAGGAACACACAGUUGGUAAAGGUGCAGGUCACUGUGAGUCUCAGUAUGUGGAUAAAUUUGGCUUCCAUACAGCUACUUGCUGUGGCUACAUAGCACAGGUGAAUGAAUGGCAGAGUGAUUGGCCUUCUUUCUUUGUACGUCACCGACUCCAGGCUCAGUUGGAUUUGAUUGAAAGAGAUUAUGGAGACAGAGAAGCAAGAGAACUUUGGUCACAGCUGAAACCAAAGAUCCCCGAGAUGUUCUGUGACGUAGAAGUUGUUCCUGCUCUCCUGCAUGGGGACCUGUGGGCAGGGAACGUGGCCGAGGACGACUCCGGGCCGGUUGUCUUUGACCCCGCUUCCUUUUACGGCCAUUCAGAGUUUGAACUGGCCAUUGCUGGCAUGUUCGGGGGCUUUAGCAGCUCUUUCUUCUCUGCGUAUCACAGUAAAAUACCCAAAGCUCCAGGAUUUGAGAAGCGAAACAAACUGUAUCAGCUCUUUAAUUAUAUAAACCACUGGAACCAUUUUGGGACAGGGUAUAGGGGCUCUACCCUAAACGUAAUGAAAAAGCUUUUAAAGUAAACAAAACCAUCUGAGAAAUUCUGACGCAGUCCCUGCUAAUCAACAUAACACAACCUAGCGGUUAAUUUUGGUGAUAAAACAUGUGACAGCUGUAAAAGGCUCAGUAGUUUUUGAGCCUCACUAAAUGUUGAGAGUGGCUGUGUUAGUUUUACAGCAUGUACUAGUUUACUACCUUAGGGCCACACCACGCUGAAGGAAAAACUUGCAUCACUUGUGGAAACUUUGCUAGGCUGGAUAAGGAGCGGGGCGGUGGGGUUAACCUGCUGCCCGCAGCGUCGCCCACUGCCCUGUGCUCGGCUCCCUGCCCCUUUGCUGUCCUGUCGCCCCUUCCUUCCUUCCCGAGGGCGGCUGUGCGGGCUGGCGGGGCUGGAAGGAAUCCCUGGCUCCUUUCUGACUGCUUUUCCUGGCCUCUUCUGUGCUGGCUCCCAUCCCUUCCUCCAUUUAUGCUUCUGUAUUUUCUUUCCUUCUCCUUGCAAGCGUUCUGAUCCAACAUUUAAUUCAGAUUCUAUGAAUCUGGAAAUGAAAACCUUCUCUUUAUCCGAGGAAGAGUAGAUUGGGCCCUUGGGACUGCGCUUUGCAAGCGUAUAUAAUAGCAUUUCUUGUAUUUUUUGUACUUAACAGAAUUUUCCUAAUAGUUGCAUAUCCKAGCUAUAGUAAGAUAUGUUAGUGGGUUAUGCAAUGAUAGUAAUAUAUAUUUAAAUGACUUUGUAAAAAUACAGCAAAAGAGGGUGACUUAGCUGUUUGAUGGCAAAGAURCAUCUAUUACUGCUGCAGUGCUGACUUGCACUUGAUUUUACUUUCAAUUCUAUUUUAUUUCAGAAAAUAAUCUAUGCUAGGCAAAGCUAGUCGGCUCUACUACUACUGGCUUAUUGAAGGCACAAUGUAAAAAAAAUUUUUU